AUGUCCGCUCAAGACAAGGCCCAACAAUACCUUGGUCAGCUCGACCGUGAGCUCUCCAAGUACCCCGCCCUCAACAACCUUGAGAAGCAGGCUGGUGUUCCCAAGGCCUACGCUGUCAUUGGUGUCGGAGCUCUCUACUUCUUCCUCAUCAUCUUCAACCUCGGCGGUCAGCUUCUUACCAACUUUGCUGGUUUCGUCAUUCCCAGCUACUACUCUCUCGGUGCUCUUUUCACCCACAAUAAGGAGGAUGAUACUCAGUGGUUGACUUAUUGGGUUGUUUUCGCUCUCUUUACCGUUAUUGAGAGCUUUGUCCAGGUCGUCUACUGGUUCCCCUUUUACUUUGUCUUCAAGUUCAUCUUCCUUCUCUGGCUCUCCCUCCCUGCCUUCCGGGGUGCUGAUCUCGUUUUCCGAUCUUUCCUGGCCCCUACCCUCGGCCGAUACUUCCAGCAGUCCGGCUCUACCGCCUCAGGUCUCCGUGCCAAGGCUGACGGCCUUGACAAGACCGAGUAA
Molecule: messenger RNA, 510 nt
Organism: Fusarium poae
Lineage: Eukaryota; Fungi; Ascomycota; Sordariomycetes; Hypocreales; Nectriaceae
Gene: YOP1
Product: ER membrane protein DP1/Yop1
Exons: 4
Coding region: 1-510 (169 amino acids)
Source: RefSeq, a predicted model, not a curated record